Molecule: messenger RNA, 522 nt
Organism: Penicillium egyptiacum
Lineage: Eukaryota; Fungi; Ascomycota; Eurotiomycetes; Eurotiales; Aspergillaceae
Source: the annotation of a GenBank genome assembly
AUGAGGUUCAAAAAGAUGCCUAUCAAUCAGUGGUUUGACAACUACUCAAUUGAGGACCCUGGAGAGAGAACAGACUUACAAGUCGAAGGUCUUUGUGAGACUGCGGAAUUUAUACGUGGCUUAAUUAGCGAAGAGGUUCGCAUCUUGGGCGCGGGCAGCCAUCAAAAGAUCAUCCUAUGGGGGCUAAGUCAAGGCUGUGCUGCGGCUGUCUUCACUCUGCUAAGUGGCUGGCUCGAUGCUAGCGAGACAAGCACGAUCGGAGCAUUUGUCGGGAUGAGUGGAUGGCUGAUCUUUGAGCAGCAGUUGCGCGAGAUUCUCCGAUGCGGUGGAAUUCCUGUGUCGACUAGAGACGACCAGGAAGCUCAAUCCGAUAGUACCUCAGGCUCAGACCCCUACAAUGGAGAGACGGCUAAGCAAAUUCCAACAGCGAUGAAGAGUCAGACGCAGGUGCAGACGUCUUCUCGGAACUUGAUUUGGAUGAUGAUCCAUUCAAAGAAGCAGCCCUUCGUAUGGCGACUUUGA